Messenger RNA from Pocillopora meandrina, 1811 nucleotides. NCBI's taxonomy places the organism in Eukaryota, Metazoa, Cnidaria, Anthozoa, Scleractinia, Pocilloporidae. The record is from the annotation of a GenBank genome assembly.
GGGCAAGGGAAAGUAUUUUAGAAAAUAUGAAUGGAUCAACUAUUGACGAGCAAGAAUUACUGACUGAGGUUCCUCCAGAACUCAAACGGCUCUGUAAAAAGGUCGUGCGAGGGUUCUACGAGAGUGAACACGUGGCUAUUAUCAAUGUAUUAACUAACUCGCAAUAUCCAUGUUUACAUGAAGACGAUUUGAUCCGACUGCUUAGCUUUGACAAGAAGCAGCUUCGCCAAAGUUUGGUACGUUUAAAGAAUGAAAAACUCAUAAAGCAAAGAGUUCACAAGGAAAAGAAUCCAGAAACAGGGGCUCUCAUUAGUUUCAACUACUACUUUAUUAACUACAAGGUGUUUGUAAAUGUUGUUAAAUACAAGCUUGACCACGUGAGGAAGAAGAUUGAAAGCGAAGAAAAGCAAGCCAAAAAUCGUCCGUCAUUUCUAUGCACACAGUGCUCGAAAAAGUAUUCUGAUCUAGAGGUUGAUCGCUUGUUCGAUUUAGAGACAGGUCAAUUAAAGUGCACUCUCUGCGAGGGACUUGUGGAAGAAGAUUCUGCCAUGAUUAAACAAAGUAAUACAUCACGAACCAAUUUGGCUCGCUUUAAUGAACAAAUGGAGCCAGUUUUUCAACUGCUGAGGGAAUGCGAACACAUCAAUCUGGCGCCAGCCAUUCUAGAGCCAGAACCACAGGCUGCCCAGUUUACUGGUGGGAGCCAUGUGUCUCGCCCAUCAGGUCACCGUGGGAGUAAACCAUCUUGGGCAAAUGAUGCAGCAGGAGGUAGUGAUGUUAGUGGACCAGGUAUCAAGAUAGACAUCAUGGGAGAGAAGGGUGAUGAAGAUUUAGGAAAUGUUAAACCACGGACUAAAGAGGCACCAAUAUGGAUUACACAGAGCACAGUAUUACCAGCUUCAGGUGCUAAGAACGAGACAGUUGCUAGUGGACAAACCCAUCCUGGUGAAUUACAGAACAAAAAACGGAUUGGUUCUGGUAAAGAUGAUGAAAUCCUUGCUGAAUUAUUAGUGCAUGAGUCAGUGAACAAGAAACCACGCCUAGACAUCAAUGAAGCCCUUGGUGAGGGGGGAGAUGAUGAUAGUGACUCUGGAAGUGAUGAAUCAGACUUUGAGACACCAACUCCAGGGCCUGCCACAAAAGAAAGUGAAGUAACAGAAUCCAUGGAGAUUCACUCAGAAAGUGAUCAGGAGGAUGAAGAAGCACAUGAAAUUAAAAUAGGAGACAAAAUGGUGCCAGUGCAUGAUGUUACUGAGGAAAUGUUAAAACAAAUGACACCAGAUGAACAUGAGGCAUACACCAAAACACUACAGCAUGUUUAUAGCCAGUUAUAUUAGUACUCAUGUAUGAAUAUUUACACAGAAACAGUGUAUAUGGCAGUCAGUAUCAUGACUAAGGUACACUGACAAAUACAAGUGUUAGUAGUUGUAAAGCAUUUCUUUUGUUAAAGUGAUUCAGAGAAUAUAUAAUCUAUCAGACAGUGUCAAAUUGUUACAUUGUUUAAUUUUCAAAGUAAUUUUAAGCUCAAGAUACAACACAAGUACUGGUAUUUGCAACUGCAAGUCACUGAUUAAAACAAGUGUCAAUUUCCUGUAAUGAGUACAGCAGCCUCUUAUUAUUCAAGGACACCCUGGGGAGGGAGAUUUAGUGUCCACAAUGGCCAGAGUUUGUAAUAGCUGACACUCUAAACACAUGAAAUAAUGUGUGACUAAACAAAUAUAAGGCUGUGAAAAGAUUUGGCCACAAGCAGGAAAUACUCAUGUUCACACCUAAUUGAAGAAUGGUUUCUUAUUUUUCUUUGUUGUAAUGUU